This is a messenger RNA of Beta vulgaris subsp. vulgaris (sugar beet), 1797 nucleotides long. RefSeq names its product serine carboxypeptidase-like 18. Gene Ontology annotation, molecular function: acyltransferase activity, transferring groups other than amino-acyl groups; serine-type carboxypeptidase activity. The transcript is spliced from 14 exons. Gene Ontology annotation, biological process: secondary metabolic process; proteolysis. NCBI's taxonomy places the organism in Eukaryota, Viridiplantae, Streptophyta, Magnoliopsida, Caryophyllales, Amaranthaceae. Bases 60 to 1487 code for a protein of 475 amino acids. The record is from RefSeq and is a predicted model, not a curated record.
AAUAUAAAAGCAUUACAGUUGACAUUUUCUAGUCCCAACGAGCAAAGCAAAAUUAGCCAAUGAUGAGUUUCCACGGCCACAAUCACAUGAUGUUCUUCAUCUUCGUAUUCCUCGCCGUCGCUUUGUUAUCGGCGCCGGCAAACUCCGGCGAAACCGUCGAUUAUCUCCCUGGAUUUUCCGGCAAGCUCCCUUUCAAUCUUCAAACUGGAUACAUAAAAGUUGGAGAUUCAGAGAUGUUCUACUACUUUGUAGAAUCACAAGGAAAUCCAAAGCAAGAUCCUUUGCUUCUUUGGCUUACUGGAGGCCCUGGUUGCUCUUCUUGGAAUAGUCUUGUUUAUGAAAUUGGGCCACUACAAUUUGACCUUGAUGAAUCAUUGGAAGGCAUUCUUCCCGUGUUGAGAUCUUAUGAAUAUUCGUGGACUAAGAGUGCUAGCAUAAUAUUUCUGGACUCACCUGUUGGAACAGGCUUCUCCUAUUCAACAACUCAAGAACGAUGGGCGAGCUCAGACACAAAAGCAGCGAACGAAACUUAUCACUUUUUGAUGCAGUGGGUGGCAGAAAAUCCCCAAUACCUUGAGGUUCCCUUCUAUGUGGGUGGUGAUGGAUACUCUGGAAUAAUUGUUCCGCUGAUCACAAAUUUAGUAAUAGAAGGUAAUGAAGCCGGAGUGCAACCACACUUAAACCUAAAGGGAUAUUUAGUGGGAAGCCCAAAUACAGAUGAUUUCAUUGACUCAAAUUCGAAAGUAGAGUUCGCUCAUAGGAUGGCCCUCAUAUCAGAUAAAACUUAUAAUAAUGCCAAGAACUAUUGCAAAAAGAACUAUGUAGAUGUGGAUCCAGAUAACACACAAUGUGUCCUUGCUCUUGAUGAUUAUGAAAAUUGUGUCAGGGGCAUAUGGCCUAACCACAUUCUAGAGCCAAAAUGUACACUUGGUAGGCCACAAGAUGAUAGAUGGACUAGAAGAUCUCUUCAGGAGGAUCCCAACGAAUUCAUUCUUUCAGUCCCUCAAGUUUCAAAUCUUUGGUGCCGGAGUUUCAACUAUGGUCUGUCUGACACUUGGGCAAACGAUGAAGCAGUCCAGGAUGCUUUGCACGUCCGCAAGGGAACUGUAAACGAAUGGAGCAGGUGCAACAAGACUAUAUCAUACACAAAAGAUCAACCAAGUGUUGUUCAAGUACAUCAAAAUCUCACUAACUAUAACCUAAGGUUAUUAGUAUACAGUGGUGACCGAGACAUGGUUGUUACGUUUGUUGGAGUCGUGCAAUGGAUAAAAUCCAUCAUAAAUUCAGUUAAUCUAACUCUUUCAGACAGAUGGCGUCCGUGGUUUGUUGAUGCUCAAGUUGGAGGGUAUACAAGGAAAUAUGAGAAGAAUUCAGCUUAUUUUCUGACAUAUGCAACUGUGAAGGGUGGAGGUCACACAGCUGCAGAAUACUACCGUAGAGAAUGCUAUGAGAUGUUCAGGAGAUGGGUGUCACUUUAUCCUCUAUGAUGCAGACCUUUUAUUUGGUUUUGCAAGUUCAUUUCUGUACUUCCACUUAAGCUGAACUAUUAUUAUGAUUUGUAGCUUUCUCUUCCCUUUUUUUGUUGUAAAUUUUGUAAAAAAAAAUAUGAGGUGUGCAAGAAGUAAGUUGCAAAUAUGCAAUCGAACUAUUUACACCUUAUAAAUAGAGAUUAUUAUUGGACAAAAAUUAUGUAAUUACAAUUGAUUCAUUCCCCAUUCCUCAUAGUCUCAUACCUAUAGAGCGUCGAACAUUUUUGAGUUCUAAGAAACAUAAUCAAAUACGUAUUCUCUUGUUUAA